Molecule: messenger RNA, 708 nt
Organism: Oryza sativa Japonica Group (Japanese rice)
Lineage: Eukaryota; Viridiplantae; Streptophyta; Magnoliopsida; Poales; Poaceae
Product: PHD finger-like domain-containing protein 5A
Biological process (GO): mRNA splicing, via spliceosome
Cellular component (GO): U2 snRNP; catalytic step 2 spliceosome; U12-type spliceosomal complex
Source: RefSeq, a predicted model, not a curated record
CUCCGUACAAGUAAUGGCAAUGGCGAAGCACCAGGCCGACCUCGUGAGGUGCUCGCGGCAGCCGGGCGCCGCCGUCGGCCGCGUCUGCGCGGCGCACGACGGCCGCUGCGUCGCCUGCGACUCCAUGGUGCGGCCCGCCGCGCCGGCCCGCGUCUGCGACGGCUGCAGCGGCGGCGGCGGCGGGCACGGCUCCCGCAGCGAGAGGUGCCUGGUGUGCGGCGCCGGCGCCGGAGAAGGAGGUGCGGCGGCGGUGGCGGAUGCGUACUACUGCAGGUCGUGCGUGCAGAUGGAGAAGGAUCGCGACGGCUGCCCCGCCGUCGUCAACGCCGGCACGGCCAGGAGGGACGCCGCCGCCUUCUUCUUCUCCGCGAGGAGCAAGCGUGGUGGCUUCAGAUCAACAAUGGCGUGAUCUUGCUCUGCCAUGGACGCACGUCUUCCCGACUCCACGAACUCAAACAGUUUACGGCUGGUGAUUUUCAUGUAACAAUUGAAUUAUAUUUCUGCAAUAUAGCAUAUCUCCAUUAAAUCGAUCGACGGUUUUACUGGGAGUAAUAUGUAUUGACCCAGAAAUUAUUGGGUCCUAUAGUAACAAUUAAUUGCAAGAGUGAGACACAUGAAUGGAAAUGAUCAGCAGAAUAGCUGCUGAGGAACUCGUGUAACAUCUCACAGAAUAUAAUAGAAAUCCCUAGUGAACGUGUAUUUUCAUCC